Messenger RNA from Osmerus eperlanus (European smelt), 2285 nucleotides. RefSeq names its product NEDD4 family-interacting protein 1-like. Gene Ontology annotation, molecular function: WW domain binding. Gene Ontology annotation, biological process: positive regulation of protein ubiquitination; vacuolar transport; metal ion transport. The transcript has 8 exons. Lineage: Eukaryota; Metazoa; Chordata; Actinopteri; Osmeriformes; Osmeridae. Bases 140 to 796 code for a protein of 218 amino acids. Gene Ontology annotation, cellular component: perinuclear region of cytoplasm; endoplasmic reticulum; Golgi apparatus. The record is from RefSeq and is a predicted model, not a curated record.
GGGAGGAACAACAAGCACUCUCGUCUAGACUUUAGAAGAAGCGAUGGCCGACCUGUGCUAGUUUGCUGUCAAGACUACAUUUACGCACCCAAAUUGAGAACUAAAGUGAUCAAUUGAAAGUGAUUGAAUCUCGGACGUCAUGGCAGAGCAAGGCAGCAAUGUUCGUUAUCAGGAGCUGGUGAAUGAAGAGGAGCCGGGCGUGUCUUCCCAGGAGGCCGUGGGGCUGGACGCUCCCCCGCCCUACAGCAGCGUCACAGCAGCCAACGCAGCUUUCUUUGACUACAAGGAAGAUGGCGGCCGGUUCCCCAACCCCCCGUCCUACAACGUUGCCACCACACUGCCGUCCUACGACGAGGCGGAGCGGUCCAAGGCCGAGGCUGCAGUGCCCCUGGUGCCUGGCAGGGUUACGGAGGAGGACUUUGCUCCCAGGGAUGAGUUUGAUGAUGCUGACCAGCUCCGGAUCGGCAACGAUGGCAUCUUCAUGCUCACCUUCUUCAUGGCAUUCCUCUUCAACUGGAUUGGGUUCUUCCUGUCCUUCUGCCUGACCACCUCGGCAGCCGGACGCUAUGGGGCCAUCUCUGGCUUCGGCCUGUCACUCAUCAAAUGGGUCCUCAUCGUUAGGUUCUCCACUUACUUCCCUGGAUACUUUGAUGGGCAGUACUGGCUGUGGUGGGUGUUCCUGGUUCUGGGCUUCAUGCUGUUCGUCAGAGGGUUUGUGAACUACUCCAGGGUGCGCAAGCUGGCCGACCCCUCUUACGCCACCCUCCCCCGCACCAGAGUCCUGUUCAUCUACUGAAGCUGCUGAAAGCCCGGAAUCUGUAAUCUGAAUCUGAAUGAUCUCUUGUAUGUUGAAAACAAAAACAUCAACUCUGCAAAAGUCUGAAACCAAACUCUCAUCACACAUCCGCUGGAAGACAGCUCCAACAUUCAGGAAAUAAUUGUCACUUUUUUUUGGGGGGGGGACGGGGACGACACCGUAUUCAUGGAUGUUGAUAAAGGUGGUAGUUUGUUCAACUUGUGUACUCAUUAGUGGCAAAUGUUGCUAUUUACAUUUGAAGUUUGUAAUACUGGGUGAUGCCUUAUAUCAAUUGACGUUGGCAUCCCAGCAUGCACCUGCCCAACAGUCCUAUGUACAGUUGAUGGAACACCACCAGUAGCCCACGGGUCAGGGUACACAGUUACUAACAUUACCUACACCUUACAAUCACUUCAAUGAUUGAGUCUGCUAUUCAUCAAUCAGUGCUCUCCACGUAGACAUGUACAGAGUAUAAAGACCUUAUUUUUCAUGAUUUAGUCAUGAACUGAUCUCUGUUGCAGGUGACCCUAAUCCUGUGGGCUUGAAGUAGUGUUGCCUUGUUGUAGCCAGAAGUGGGCAGUGUUCUUUGCUACAUUUUUUAUGAGUUUUAAUGAGCUCUUCAAGGUCAGUAAUGGGAGGUGGUCUGUAGGCAUAGUUAUGUCUUGAGAUGGUGUCUUUUUUUUCCAGGCACAGUAGAACACAUUGUUAGAAUACAAGUGAUGUCUGUGUGCAUCUCAAUUUAUGAUUCGUAACCAUUGUUUUAUUCAGAUUCAUACUGAUUUGUAUGAAGGGAUCAGAAGAUGUUUAUUUUUCUUAUGUUUUAAAUGGAUUUACUGUUUGGGGAGGUGGGGAGGGAGUGUGUGUAGAAGUGUAAUAAUCAAAAUAUUAUCAAAGAUUGUUGUAAGCAGGUGCACUUUUAGAUCAUACCAACUAAACCCUGGGGAUUCUUCCUCUUGGUCCUCCAGAGUCCCAGAAACAUCAUCCCAAACCAUGCAGAAACAUCAUCCCAAACCAUGCAGAAACAUCAUCCCAAACCAUGCAGAAACAUCAUCCCAAACCAUGCAGAAACAUAAUCCCAAACCAUGCAGAAACAUAAUCCCAAACCAUGCAGAAACAUCAUCCCAAACCAUGCAGAAACAUCAUCCCAAACCAUGCAGAAACAUGAACUUUACCAAUGGGUUAAAUUUAUUCAUUAGCAGUUCACAUUCUUAAAGGUUAGUGACAAUGACACUCAAUAGGCUACUAUUACUUUGUCUUGAUAAUUAUGAGUAAUGAUUUUGGAUCCAUUAAUUGUCGUUAUGGAUGUUUUCAACAUGUACAAGCUAGCUGACUGUCCCAACCGGUGGACCAGCCCUGGGUGAUGGCCCAGCUGCAGCCAGACCCACACACCCCUAGUCCACACAGUGCUGUUGCAUCCUUAUGGUUUUGUUAUGAGCUGUUUAAAACUGUAAAAAGCUUAAUGUCUAAUAAAUGUAACUUUUAAAGUGUU